AAACAGCGCGCCAUUGCGCAUGGGCAGAGGACUUCUUGUACCUCAUCUCUAUGCUGCCCUAGCUCGGUGAAAUAAAAGAGGAGCUGCCCGGACCACUAGCUACAAGCUAAACAUCUCGGAGCUGUAAAAGAAUUGCAGAGACAGCCCCUGCCGUAGGAUGUAGUCCCCAUCAGAUCACGGCAGAGCAGACAGACAACCAGAACAAGCGCCCCCCAAAAAACCCACCACCACCUCCGCAUCUGCCUCGCGCAGAGGUCGCAGUCCUCCUCGCUACGACAACGUUCCCCUUCCCCCCACCCCUUCCCGUUCCCCCCGAUCACCAGCAUGUCCGCCGUCACCUCGGCAACCCCAGCCCCGCCCACUCCCACAAACCCCCCGCCCCCUGAGGUGACCAACCCCAGUAAGCCGGGCCGGAAGACCAACCAACUGCAAUACAUGCAGAAUGUGGUGGUCAAGACACUGUGGAAGCACCAGUUCGCAUGGCCCUUCUACACGCCAGUGGACGCAAUAAAACUUGGCCUGCCGGAUUAUCACAAGAUAAUCAAGAACCCCAUGGACAUGGGCACCAUCAAGAAGAGGCUGGAGAGCGCCUACUAUUGGAGCGCCAGCGAGUGCAUGCAGGAUUUCAACACCAUGUUCACCAACUGCUACAUUUACAACAAGCCCACAGACGACAUCGUCCUCAUGGCUCAGGCCCUGGAGAAGAUUUUCCUGCAGAAGGUCGCCCAGAUGCCCCAGGAGGAGGUGGAGCUCCUUCCACCUGCCCCCAAGGGCCCUAAAGGGCGCAAGCCGCCUGGACCGCCCGGAUUAGGUGGCCAGCAGGAGGCAGCAGUGUCGUCGCCCUCUCCGCCAGCGUCCUUCCCAGGCACCACGUCUCCGGGCCCCCAGACCCCGGUCAUCUCGUCUGUGCCCGUGGGCUCCAUCACCGGCAACAUCCCCUCCACGCAGAACGCACAGGCCACGCCCAUGAUGCCAGUGGGACCACCUGCUCAGCCCAUCGUCAAACUCCCUCAGAAGAAAGGGAUCAAGAGGAAAGCGGACACCACCACGCCCAACACCUCCGCCAUCACGGCCAGCCGCGGCGAGUCGCCCACGCCGCUCUCCGACGUCAAGCCCCCCCCCGCCGGCGGCGGCAAGCCCGGCCCGCGACGCGAGAGCGUCCCCCGGCCCGUCAAGCUGGCCAAGAAGGAGGCGGAGGACGGCGGCGGCGGCGGCGGCGAUCUGGGCGGGCAGCACGGCGGCGGAGGAGGCGGCAAGCGCUCGCGUCUGACCGAGCACCUCAAGCACUGCGACAACAUCCUGAAGGAGAUGCUGUCCAAGAAGCACGCCGCCUACGCCUGGCCCUUCUACAAGCCCGUGGACGCCGAGGCGCUGGCCCUGCACGACUACCACGACAUCAUCAAGCAUCCCAUGGACCUGAGCACGGUCAAGAAAAAGAUGGACGGUCGGGAGUAUACGGACGCACAGACUUUUGCUGCAGAUGUCCGAUUAAUGUUCUCGAAUUGUUACAAGUAUAACCCGCCAGAUCACGAGGUGGUCGCCAUGGCCAGGAAGCUACAGGAUGUGUUUGAGAUGCGCUUCGCCAAGAUGCCGGACGAGACGGCGCCGCUGAGUCCGAGCGGCGGUGGCGGCGGCGUGGCGGGCGGCCCCGUGGUCAGCAAGAGCACGGGCAGCAGCGGCAGCAGCGGCGACUCGUCCGACGACGACAGCUCCGACUCCGAGGAGGAGCGCGCCACUCGCCUGGCAGAGCUGCAGGAACAGGUGGGUGCUGAACAGCAGCGGUUGUCUGAAAAGAAGCCCAUUGCUUGCAGGCGGGGGAGUAAAAACGGGUUACAUCAGCUGAAGGCCGUCCACGAGCAGCUGGCCGCUCUCUCUCAGGCCCCCGUCAGCAAACCAAAGAAGAAGAAGGAGAAGAAAGAGAAGGACAAGAAGAAGAAGGAGCGCGACAACAAGCACAGCAAAGCCAAGCCCGAGGACGACAAGAAGGCCAAGCCGGGCGCGGGGCAGCCCGCCAAACCGGCCCAGCAGAAGAAGGCCCCGUCCAAGAAGGCCAACAGCACCGUCCCUGCCUCCAGGCAACCAAAGAAGGGCGGGCGCACGGGCGAGACGGACGAGGAGGAGGAGUGCCUCCCCAUGACGUACGACGAGAAGCGGCAGCUGAGCCUGGACAUCAACCGGCUGCCGGGCGAGAAGCUGGGCCGCGUGGUCCACAUCAUCCAGACGCGCGAGCCCUCGCUGCGCGACUCCAACCCCGACGAGAUCGAGAUCGACUUUGAGACGCUCAAGCCGUCCACGCUGCGCGAGCUGGAGAAGUACGUCAAGUCCUGCCUGCAGAAGAAGCAGAGGAAACCGCUACAGAAAGGCUCAGGGCCCGGGUCCGGCCCGUCUCGUGCCAGUGGCAGCAGCAGCUCUUCGGACUCGGGGAGCAGCAGUUCCAGCGGCUCCAGCUCGGACAGCAGCGACUCUGACUGAACACACACACACACACACACACACACUCAUAAACAAACACAAAUGCACGCACGCACACACACAUACACACACAUACAUGCCCCCUCCCCUCACUCAGCCCCAGACCCCUCCAUGGGAACUGCUCCUUUUUACAUUUAUUUUACUUUUGACUCCCUGUCCUUGGGUUUUUUUUUUUUUUUUUAAACAUUGUAUUCAUGGUUGUUUCACCCCUGCCCCCUUCACCCCUCCUCCUCCUCCUCCCCUCCUUUCUCUUGAGACUCAUUUCUUAUGAGAGAAAAGAAAAAAAAACAACAAUAAACAAAAGAAAACAAACAAAAAAAGGACGGCGUAAAGGGACAUUUGCAAGCUUUUUCAGUGGAUUUUCUUUUUUUUUUUUUUGUCCUGAGGAAAAAUCAAAUCAGAGAAACAUGGAAAGUGUAAGAUGACUAUUUUCACUGACUUUCAAAAGGGAUGCCCUCCCCCCUCCUCCACCAUCAACCAAACAUAAUUCUGUACACCUACACAAAGAACAUACAAGAGCAUUUUUAAGUAUUCUUGGAUGAAAAGAAAAAAAAAAAACAAUUGUUUCCUAAUCUUUUUUUGUAUUAUUAUUAUUGUGGAAAGAAAAUGUACUCCUUGCUGUCAAUUUUGCAAUGCCAUCUCUUGGGGAUGUGGUUAGGACAAAGGUGAGAACCUGUUGUCACCCACCAUACUCUGCGCUGUUCCCCAAUGCCCUCCAGACCCUAAUGUCACACAGAGACUCACUUGCUUAAGUCAUAGCCUCCACGCCUACCAUUCUAGCCCAUCAUUGGAGAUGUAUGUAGAUUUCACUUUGAUUAGUUGUAUGCCAGUUCUCAAUUAACUGAAAUGGGGUAGACUAUACGUUAGCAAGAUAAAAACAAAAAAAACCCUCUCUCCUCAACUUACACACCAGGCUUGUUUGGUUGCAGUUUAUCUCCAAUGCAGUAUGAAUCAUGGUUUUAGACUUGAGCUGUAUUGUCAAUGAAAUACCACUUACUACCAGUUGGGGGCGUGCAGUGAUUGGAGAUUUCUUUUUUUUGGGAGGCCCUAUUGAACUCCUCUCUAGUGUGUGUUUGGUGAGAAUGGAAUAGGGUUUCCUCGUUUAUUUUUGUGGACGUGUAUGUGAGCACAUGGGGGUUUCUGGAGGGGGAUGGGAAACGGCAGCCAGUGGGUGGUCAGACAGGGUGGCAGAUCUCAAGACAAUGCUAAUUUAUUUCGGUCGUUCCGUUAGACUAGACUAGAGACGAAAGCUAGUUCAAGAAAACGACCGGCCUCGUUGUCAAAUCGCAGUUGAGCGGCUCAAGGAAAGGGUAUGAAUGUGUGUCUGAUAGUUAUGCUAGAAACUGUAUUUGUAGACUUCCAAGUGCUUCAAAUAUUUCUCCAUUGUAUAUUGUUUCCUCUUAUUUCCCCACUUGUAGAAAGAGAUUUUUUUUUUUUUUUUGUCUUUUGAGAAGUAUGAACCACUAGAUGUGGUGUUUGGUGUGUGUAAGUAUGUGUGUGUGUGUCCACAGGCAUCAGUAUCAAUGGUCUGUCAUCUGCAGAUGAAUGUAUUCAUCCCAAGCAGCUCUUUGUACCCUUUAUGGUCAUUUCACAGGUGUACAAGUGGCAAAGAACAUGAUCAACUUUCUCUGAAUCCCACCUUCUCUUUUUGUACUUGUAGACAACCAAACUCUUUUUGAAUCCCUACCCCACCCUCCACCCCAGUAGUUAUCAUUUCUACCCCCCCCCC
Molecule: messenger RNA, 4201 nt
Organism: Sardina pilchardus (European sardine)
Lineage: Eukaryota; Metazoa; Chordata; Actinopteri; Clupeiformes; Clupeidae
Gene: brd3a
Product: bromodomain containing 3a
Exons: 12
Coding region: 325-2472 (715 amino acids)
Biological process (GO): chromatin remodeling; regulation of DNA-templated transcription
Cellular component (GO): chromatin; nucleus
Source: RefSeq, a predicted model, not a curated record